UGUACGCACCUUCUGAAAUGAAGAUGGUUUCAGUAGAUUUUAAGAAAGAUGAAAUAUUUAAAAUAAGAUUUGAUAUUAGGCAUAGUUACAUUAAUGAAAAAAUCCUUCAGACAAUGGAUUAUAUUAAACUUGAUGAUCAUGAUACCUUUGAAGGUAUUCCAAUCUUAACUAACGGCAUCAAAUAUAUAAUGAUUUACAACAAGUUUUGGCCAUUCAUCGUUGUGGAUGAAUAUUAUUCUCAAAUAAUAAACUUAGAAUCUGGGAUAAUUGGAUGUCGUGAAGCAAUGGAAAUCUUUAAUUAAUAUUUAACAUAAGAAUUAUGGAGGUUUUAAUGACAUUCACAUUAUUGUCGUUCAUCUUCUUUGCAGCCAAUUGCGAAGAUUUAGUAUACAAUAAACCGUUUUUAAUAAAAAAUGGACUUUACCAUGAAAAAGUGAACAACAUAUACUCUUUUCAGAAAAACAACCUUUUUAUCUCACAUUUUAAUUUUAAUGAUAUUACAGAAAUACAGAAUAAUCUUAUUAAAAUUUAUGACAUAACAAUACCAUUUUGCGAAAUAGUUACAAACAACACAUGCGAAUCUAAGGAAAUCUUAGAAUUAAAAACUUUAAUAAACAAUACAACAAAAGAAAUAAAUAAGUUGCUGGAAAAAGCAGAAACACCAUCCAUAUUAAACAACGAAGUAAUUACUAAAAUAUUUUCUGUAUUUUUCAAAGCAAAUCUUACUCAGAAUCAAAUAUUUCAGGAUAAAGAUCAUUGUAUAUAUAUUUUUCCAAAUAUAAUGUCAGAACCAUUAACAGAAAUUAUGAAUUAUUCUAAUAAAGCAAUUGAGAAAUUAAGUUGGAAAGUUAAUGAAGAGAAUCUAUUUGAGCAAAACUUUACUGACAAUUUAAUCGAUUUAGAAACCAAUUUUGUGAAAUAUAAUAAUAUCUUACAAGAAAUAUUGUAUUAUUUUCAGAAUGAUUCAAUCUCUGCGGACGUUCUGAAAGAAAAUUUCCUCAAUGAAAACUUAAUUAACCUUAUCAAUUCAACUAAUUUAGCAGAUAUUUCAUCAGUAAUUUCAAUAAAAUUCCUCAAAUUAAAAAAUUAUAUACUUUUAAUAGCAGACAUGCCUUUGAUUCUGAGUCAUGCAUUUACACUAUACAAAGUUUAUCCAUCACCAACUUAUGCUACAUUACUUACGAAUUUUACAAUAACCAUGUAUAUCCAACAAAAACAUAAUUAUAUAGGAUUAUCUUCGGAUAAUAAAACAUAUUUUACAGGUGAUGAAAAUUCUUUGAAUAAGUGUUAUUUAACUAACUCCAAAUCUAUACUAUGUUCGCAUUUUCCAAAAAUAAGAGAUGUUAUUCUAGAACCAAUUUGUGAAGUUUCAAUGUUAUUAAAUAUUACGAAUAAACAAUGCAAUUAUUUCAUUAGUGUAAAGGAAUUUCCAAUAUGGUUAUCAUUAGAAAAUCAUGUAGGAUGGUUAUAUGCUAUUCCAACUACAAUAAAAAUAUCCAUGUUAUGCCCGAAUAAUCAGAAAAUUGAAACAUAUAUAGCAGGCACGGGAAUUUUACAAAUGAACCCUAAAUGCCAAAUUUUAAAUAACACAUUACCAGAUUUAUCAUAUGCUAUUAUUAACAAAGAAAUUGAUACUUAUAUCUCAACUCCAAGUUUUGAACCGUAUGUAGAAAAUUUAUUAUACCCAUUACUUACUAAAAUCAAAAAUAAAACCAUAAGCUGGGAUUUAAUAUUGGAAACAUCAAAUUUAGAUUUAAAUCUGUCAUUGCAUUCUUUUGAAGAUCUUUUAGGAGAUCAACCUUUAUAUAAAGAAUCGUAUAAUUCUAAUCAGAAAUUACUUAUAUUAACAUUAAGUUUAAUUUCAUUAGCAGGACUCUUAAUGAUAUGUGUAACAUAUUUUAUGUUCUUUAAGGCACAUGGUACAUACAGUAUACUCAGGGAUAAUGCUCAAUAUUCAGUAUCUUAUAGGGAAUUUUCUAUCGAUCCUAUCGAGUCACCACGACAUUAUGUCAGCAUUAGACCUAAUUUACCAGUAAUUUUAGAAGAAGCAAUUUAA
Molecule: messenger RNA, 2056 nt
Organism: Leptopilina boulardi
Lineage: Eukaryota; Metazoa; Arthropoda; Insecta; Hymenoptera; Figitidae
Exons: 2
Coding region: 320-2056 (578 amino acids)
Source: RefSeq, a predicted model, not a curated record